Molecule: messenger RNA, 810 nt
Organism: Microthlaspi erraticum
Lineage: Eukaryota; Viridiplantae; Streptophyta; Magnoliopsida; Brassicales; Brassicaceae
Source: the annotation of a GenBank genome assembly
AUGAAAUUCGAUGAAGUGACUGAAGUUUUUGAGUAUAUGAAGAACAACGAGAUCAAGAUUGAUGAAAAGGCUUUAACUUUACACCUCCUGAAUCUUAAAAGAUAUGACCAGAUGGAGUUAGCUAACGGUUUCUUUCGUCUAAUGGUUGGCUCUGGAUUAGAUGUUGUGACUGUGUACUCUUUAACUGUUGUUGUUUCUUCGCUGUGUUGCAAUGGAGAGAUCAAGAGAGCAAGAGAACUAGUGGAGGAGGUAAAGAUUAAGCCUAAUAUCGUUACGUUUAAGUCCAUGAUUGAUUGUUGUGUGAAAAGAUGGGAUUUUGAAGAGUUGGAUUUGGUACUCAAGCUAAUGGAGAAAGAAAGCGUGACGCUUGAUCUUGAUACUUUCAAGAUUUUGAUUGAAGGUUUCACUGGUUACGGCAAAGUUGAAGAAGCAGAGAGGUUGGUUUCGACGAUGCACAAUAAGAAGGAUACAUACUGGGCGUUGAUGAAUGGUCUCUGCAAUGGUGGAAAAGUGUGUGAAGCGAUGAGAUUGUUAGAUGAGUUGCGUGUAAACGGGUUUGAAGUCGAUGAAGCAAUGUAUACGAUGUUGAUCCAAGGGUGUUUCAGAGGAGCAAUGGUAGAUGAAUCUUUGGCUAUGGUUGCUGAGAUGAUUAGAAAAGGACUCAUGCCUGAUGUUACAAUCCUUGAAGGAAUAGCUCAUGCAUUGUUUGAAGUAAACAGGGUAGAGGCACUAAUGAUGGUCACAUUCUUGGUUAAGAGUGGCGUCAAACCAAAAUAUUCUUCUGAUUUGGUCCCAAAAGAAGUGUAUUAG